UUCCCCUUACUUUUUAGGAGGGGAAAAGUGAGUCUUAUAGAGCAAAAAAUACGGUAUAUCCUGUUCCGAAGCAGAAGUCAGCAUGGAAGGUGGUUUGCUUGCCUUUGUUAGAAGUUAUUAAAUGGAGGCUGGAUGGCUGCCUAUCAGGGAGGUCGUUGCAGCGGUUUUCCUACACUAGCCGGGUGAUGGCGGUUGUUCUCCAUCUGUGGAUGUUUUAUCCUGGAAUAUUUCAUCCGUCCUGCCUCUGAUACAUUCCCCUCCCCGCCAGUAUUUUACCCCUGUAAUCUACUCCCAAGAGUUUUGGCUGAAGAUCAGCCAAUAAAAUAAUAUAGGUCUCUGUGAACAUUCUGUGGCAUCAUUGCAACCUAGCCAAUGAGGAGGGGUGGACAGGGGAGUGAACAGCAAUGGUGACCUUCAGGUUACUGUUUCAGGAGCUGCACUCGUCCUCGGAGAAGCUGCCCUGCAUUUCAACCUAAGUUCCUUUUGGAUCUCCACAAGAGCAGAGAACCCCACGCAAGGAAGUCAUGCAAGAGGACCAUGAGGAGACCACCGUUCUGGAUCCCCAACAGGGUGUCGUUCAUGCUGAAAGAGCAGGCAGUGACUCUCUCCACAAGCGGAAAGCGCAGACAUUUCCCACGGAGCGUCCCACAGGAUUGGAGGAGCCCACAUUUGUACGGGGCGAAAAGAGCCCUCCCCAGGGAGUUACGGAAGGAGUGGUUUUUCAUCUUCACCAGGGACUGGAGACACAGCUGAGCAGCUGCCCUUCAGAAGGAGAAAGAAACUCUGUUCCUUUCUGGGGUGCCUACGAAGGACUUGGUGGAUCUACAGUACAACAGAGAAUCCCCCCAGGAGAGAUCCAGGAGGGCAGCGAAGGCCACAGCUGGAGGCCAGACUUUGUGAUCAGCAGGAGGAGCUGUAAGAAACGGGACAAGCCAUACAAAUGCUCUGAGUGCGGGAAGAGCUUCAGUGUGAGCUCCGACAUUAUCCGCCACCAGAGAAUCCACACGGGGGAGAAGCCGUACAAGUGCCUGACCUGCGGGAAAGGCUUCAACCAGAACUCCCACCUGACGGCGCACCAGAGAACCCACACCGGGGAGAAGCCGUACAAGUGCUGGGAGUGCGGGAAAAGCUUCAGCCUGAGCUCGGACUUCACCAGGCACCAGAGGAUCCACACGGGGGCCAAGCCGUAUAGGUGCUCCGAGUGCGGGAAGGGCUUCAUCCAGAAGUCGCACUACGUGACGCACACGAGGAGCCACACGGGCGAGAACCCGUUCCAGUGCCCCGAGUGCGGGAAAGGCUUCACAUCCAGCACGCUGCUCAUCAGACACCAGAGAAUCCACACGGGCGAGAAGCCGUUCAAGUGCUCUCACUGCGAGAAGAGGUUCUGUGCCAGCUCGAACCUCGUGACCCACAUGCGGACCCACACCGGGGAGAAGCCGUUCCCGUGCCGCGAGUGCGGGAGGAGCUUCAGCCAGAAAUCCACACUGAUCGCUCACGAGAGGACGCACACGGGCGAGAAGCCCUACAAGUGUUGGUGCGGGAAAAUGUUCAGCAAGAGCUCAGACAUCCUGGCGCAUGAGAGGACCCACACGGGAGAGAAGCCUUACGCCUGCCCAAGCUGCGGAAAGCACUUCAGGAUGAGCUCGCACCUCAUAAGGCACCAGCGCGUCCACACCGGGGAGAAGCCGUACCAAUGCACCGAGUGCGGGAGGAGCUUCAGCGCCAGCUCGCACCUUAUCAGACAUCAGAAAAUCCACCUGAAAGCCAAGUGACAAACAAUGGAACACAGGAGCGAGAGUCUUAAUAGCACAAGGGUGGAAGACUGAGGAAAUCCCGACUAAAGAAUUGUGGCAAGAGAAACUGAUGGCCUAUGCAGAACUGGCAAAAU
Molecule: messenger RNA, 1888 nt
Organism: Podarcis muralis (Common wall lizard)
Lineage: Eukaryota; Metazoa; Chordata; Lepidosauria; Squamata; Lacertidae
Source: RefSeq, a predicted model, not a curated record